AUCACUUGAGAAAUGAUAUGAUACAAAAUACCAAGAAGAAAUUAAUGAGAAAUAACUCACAAGACAAAAUAGUUUCGAAUGCGCAGCCAACACGAGGGAGGUGUAGGGAAAGAUCCAAAAUAGGGAUCCUGGUAUUUUUUCGUGACGUGGGCUGCAAAUAUCAACCACCAUGUCACACUACAAUUUCAAAAAGAUCACAACGGUCCCUCCGUCAAAGGACUUCAUCAAUAUAAUGUUGUCUAAGACACAACGCAAGACUCCAACUGUCGUUCACAAGCGUUUUAAGAUCAGCAGAAUUCGUCGUUUCUAUAUGAGGAAAGUCAAGUAUACACAACAGACCAUUCAUGACAAAUUGACUGCCAUCCUGACUGAAUUCCCAAAGCUUGAGGAUCUUCAUCCAUUCUAUGCAGAUUUGCUAAACACCUUGUACAACAAGGACCAUUAUAAAUUGUCUCUGGGACAGCUGAAUGUUGCCAGACAUCUUGUUGACAAAGUAGCGAGUGACUACACCAAGUUGCUCAAAUACGGUGACUCACUGUACAGAUGUAAGCAGUUGAAGAGGGCUGCAUUGGGUCGUAUGGUGACCAUCAUGAAGAAGCAAGGACCACCCCUGAAGUAUCUCGAGGAUGUCCGUCAGCAUCUCUCUAGGUUACCAUCAAUUGAUCCCAACACUCGCACACUUCUGCUCUGUGGAUGCCCCAAUGCCGGCAAGUCUUCAUUUAUCAACUUGAUCACACGGGCUGAUGUUGAAGUUCAGCCAUAUGCUUUCACCACAAAGUCCCUGUAUGUGGGUCAUACUGACUAUGAAUAUCUAAGAUGGCAGGUGAUUGAUACUCCUGGUGUGUUAGAUCGACCUUUUGAUGAGAUGAACACAAUUGAGUUGCAGGCCAUUACAGCACUUGCACACAUACGUGCCGCUGUCAUUUUCUUUUUGGAUGUGUCAGAAAUGUGCGAUAUGGAAAUAGGACAACAGCUUAAAAUUUUUGAGAGUAUUAAGCCUCUCUUUGUGAAUAAGCCGUUGAUUGUGGCCUGUAACAAGACAGAUGUUAUUACCCUGCAAGAACUCAAAGAAAAGUCUCCAGAGAAAUUUAAUCUAAUAUCUGCACUAGAAGAAGAAAAAAUUCCAAUUUUGGAAAUGUCCACCCUAACACAGGAUGGAGUCAUGGAAGUGAAGAAAGAGGCUUGUGACCGUCUCUUAGCUCAGCGUGUUGACUUGAAGAUGCGCACAAAGAAAGCUGACUCUAUAUUAAAUCGGGUUCAUGUUGCAAUGCCAGCUCUGAGAGACAGAAAACGAAGAGCUCCCUAUAUUCCAGAACAAGUAAAGAAGAUCAAGUUAAUAGAGGAGGAAGGUAUGGCACCUUCCAAGAGACUGGAGAGGCACUUGGAGGAGGAGCUGAUGGAUGACUACAGCUUGGACCUCAACAAGAACAAAGACCUGGCAGACGAGGAAUGGAAGUACGACAAAAUUCCACACUUUUGGAACGGACACAACAUUGCAGAUUUCAUUGACCCUGACAUAGAGAAGAAAUUAGCAAAACUGCUACUAUGAAUUAGACUAUUAUGAAUCAGAUGAUGAAAUGAAGGAAGUACAUAGUCUCGCUCGAAAGAUCAGAGAGAAGAUUGUCAUCAACAGAAUUAACCACAAUGUUGACAAACCCAGGAAAGGAAAUGCAGUGGUACCACGUGCUUCAAGGCCACGUGAGAGGUCUGUGACCAAGUUAAAGGCAAAGUUCACAGAAUUGGGAGUAGAUAUGACUGAGACCGAGGGUUGCAACUUCACACGCACAAGCAGCCUCUCAAGACCAGCACCCAAGAAGUUCCGCAGUGCUUCAGCAACUCCUCGGCCUAGAUCUCUUUCCACACCACGUGACGAGUUAGGAGUAAAGACACCACAGGAGGCUGACAAGAUCAAGAAACGCAUAAGGAAAGCAGUACACAGGAGUAAGAACUCUGUCAAGGGAGAAUCUGAUCGCCACAUCUUCGACUUAAAACCCAAACAUCUCUUGGCCGGGAAGGGUAGCCUUGGCUCUUCAAAUAAGAGAUAAGCUGAUAAAGCUUUGUCUGACAUUAAACUUUUGUCAUGAAUUAAUUGAAACUUUUGC
This is a messenger RNA of Penaeus monodon (black tiger shrimp), 2102 nucleotides long. RefSeq names its product nucleolar GTP-binding protein 1-like (gene Non1). NCBI's taxonomy places the organism in Eukaryota, Metazoa, Arthropoda, Malacostraca, Decapoda, Penaeidae. Gene Ontology annotation, molecular function: GTP binding; RNA binding; GTPase activity. The record is from RefSeq and is a predicted model, not a curated record. Gene Ontology annotation, cellular component: nucleolus. Gene Ontology annotation, biological process: ribosomal large subunit biogenesis.